This is a messenger RNA of Suillus clintonianus, 947 nucleotides long. RefSeq lists its product as uncharacterized. Lineage: Eukaryota; Fungi; Basidiomycota; Agaricomycetes; Boletales; Suillaceae. The record is from RefSeq and is a predicted model, not a curated record. Bases 159 to 770 code for a protein of 203 amino acids. The transcript is spliced from 2 exons.
GGAUCAGCUGACAUCAUGCGGACGGCACUUUCCUAUGCCACAAUAUUUGAUACCGCAGUCUGAGUCGACGAAUCAGCUAUAGCUUGGGUACUCUAACCCCGCCAAAUCCAUGGAGAUUUUCGCAAGUGACUCGAGGAUCGGUGAUCGAAUGCUAAGCAAUGGUGAAGUCAUCGGAAAACGCGAAAUAUAAGCGGGCUGCUCUUGAUCAUGGAAACGAGCCUUUCGUAGUUCUAUCCUUCCCACCCAUUCAUGGUGUCCACCCUUCCCUCAUGCUGAAGGCCGCUGUUGCACGUUCUUGCGACAAUCAGCACGGCACACUGCUUGACGUGAGCAACAUCAGCCUCUGUGCUGUCGGCUUUUGCGGACAGAACAUCUACUGCCAGUGUGUUCCAUCGUUGAAUGCGAGAUUGCUCGACUCGGAGACACGGUGCGGGCACACGCACGACUUGCCAACCAUGCCGUGGAGCAUUUUCAGUUGGUUCUGGACCGAUGUCCUGUCGACCAUCCUGACCACGCACCAGGCUUUAUUCGCAAGACUCUUCAAGGCAUCGACUCAACUACUUCUCCCUUCCGCGAAGCCCUUGCAUUGCGUCCAUGGGCCACCUCGAUUGUCCUUUACCUCUUUAUCAUCUCAUCAAAUCAUCGAUCCAGCGCUACAGCAAGGAGCGUACCGCCGUCUAUACCCGAAACAGCACAGCUGUUCUACAAGCUACUGCCUCUGUCCAGAGGACACCUACAUUCGUAGCAUCGCGGCAGGGGUAGAUGGCUGAUUUGCGAAUGUAGCAAUCUUCCAACCGACGCAUCCGAUGAGGGCAUACACCAUCGACGAGUUGUGCUCAAGUACUGCCCUCUGGGCCAUCAACACUGUCCAAAAGCACUACUAGUUCCGUUUCAAUCACCAAGGCAAAUCUGGUGAUAUUAUUGACAUUGACGGAGCUAUCAGCCUU